This is a messenger RNA of Penicillium roqueforti, 231 nucleotides long. RefSeq lists its product as uncharacterized. The transcript is spliced from 2 exons. The record is from RefSeq and is a predicted model, not a curated record. NCBI's taxonomy places the organism in Eukaryota, Fungi, Ascomycota, Eurotiomycetes, Eurotiales, Aspergillaceae. The coding region runs from base 1 to 231 and encodes 76 amino acids.
AUGGCUGCAAUGGCCUCGGUUCCGAAGUUCAUUGUAGGCGUCCAUCAAAUCCUGCCCUAUAAGUUCACAGUGUUGCCGUUGAAAAAAAGACCGCAGGGUCCACUACAAGAUCCAGUAUUGGAAUGGCUUUGUCGAGUUAGCGAAAAACAUACUCGAGCCAGAACCGAGUUUUUCCACCGAGCAGAGCCCUUGCAAUCGAUAUUUCCCUCGGCCAUGGCUAUCAAGUCUUAG